AUGACAGUUUAUAAAAGAAUGAAAGGAAGAAGAUUUGGGCAAAUUGCAGUAACAUCAUCUAUAGCUGGUUUUUUCAGCAUACCAGGUCUCUGUUAUUACAAUGCAACAAAAUCAGCAUUAAUAUCAUUUGCACGAGAUCUUCGUUACAUAGCAUCUUUUGAUAAUGUAAAAGUGUCUGUGAUAGCACCUGGAAUAAUAAAAACGAACAUGACUCGAAAUUCUGAUCUAUCUUCUAAUAAAUUUUAUGGGCCUGGUGAUCCUAACGGUUUGGCCAAAAUCGUUAGAAAUCAGUUGAAUUCUGACACUUUUUGUAUUGGCUGGCCUUUCCGCCAAUAUUUAUUGAAUUGGCUUGUUUCAAGUUUUCCUGUUAGAACGAAUUUGGCUUAUUCUUGGAUUAUGGGAAAAUCGGUUCAAAGAACCGUUGCAUCAUCGUAA
Messenger RNA from Entrophospora sp. SA101, 435 nucleotides. The record is from the annotation of a GenBank genome assembly. NCBI's taxonomy places the organism in Eukaryota, Fungi, Glomeromycota, Glomeromycetes, Entrophosporales, Entrophosporaceae.